Molecule: messenger RNA, 3619 nt
Organism: Salarias fasciatus (jewelled blenny)
Lineage: Eukaryota; Metazoa; Chordata; Actinopteri; Blenniiformes; Blenniidae
Gene: mmel1
Product: membrane metallo-endopeptidase-like 1
Biological process (GO): protein processing
Cellular component (GO): plasma membrane
Molecular function (GO): metalloendopeptidase activity
Source: RefSeq, a predicted model, not a curated record
UGUUGAACUGGGCAGUCUGGUUCAGCCCGCAGCACAGACUCAUUUCUCCACACACCAGCUCUGAGUGGAUGCUCAGCAGGGGUGUUUGAGAUAUUAGCGCGCUGUGGGGGAUCGGCUCAGGGACUCAGGGACCAUCCACAUACAAAGAGCCGGCAGUGUGGAGGAAUAUGGGCAAAUCCGAAAGCCAAAUGGACAUCAUGGAGAAAUCGAGCAAACCUGGGAAGCGCCGCUGGACCGCCGCAGAGAUCGGUCUGUCCGUGCUGCUGCUGCUGGUCAGCUGCGCCCUCGCGGGGCUGGUGGUCCUCUACACGUCAGCAGUGAAAGAACAAUCCAACAGGCCGAGCGUGUCCAGGAGCUCAGCAGGCGAAGGCCAGCUGUUUCGCUCCAGCCUCAGCAGCGUGUGCACGACCGCAGACUGUGUUACCGCAGCCGCCCGCCUCUUGCAGAACAUGGACGACUCCGUGAAGCCCUGCGACAACUUCUACCAGUACGCCUGCGGGGGCUGGCUGGAGCGGCAUGUCAUCCCGGAGACCAGCUCCCGCCACAGCAUCUUCGACAUUCUGAGAGACAAGCUGGAGAUUGUCCUCAAAGGUGUCCUCGAAACAACAAACGAGCAGGACAGGGACGCCAUCAGGAAGGCCAAAGUCCUGUACAGUUCCUGCAUGAAUGAAAGCCUGAUCGAGCAGCGGGGAUCGCAGCCUCUCCUGAAGCUCAUCGACAGCAUCGGAGGAUGGCCCGUGGCGUCCGAGGACUGGAACACCACGGCAGAGGAAACCUGGAGCCUGGAGGACACGCUGGCCACGCUCACCGCUCGGUUCCACAAGAAGGUGAUGCUGGACAUGUAUGUGUGGACGGACGACCGGGACUCUCAGCGUCACAUCAUCUAUAUUGACCAGCCACUACUUGGCAUGCCUUCCAGAGACUAUUACUUCAACGAUGGAACUACAAAGGUUCGAGAGGCCUACCUGCAUUUCAUGGUUUCCAUUGCGAAGAUAACCCGAGAGGACAGGAACCUGACUCAGGAUGACGACCGGGUGUGGGAGGAGAUGAUGCAAGUGCUGGAGCUGGAGACCGACAUCGCCAACGCCACCUCACCUGCAGAGGAGCGCCAAGACGUGACCGUCCUGUAUAACAAGAUGACUCUCGGCGAGCUGCAGAGCACCUUCAGCUUUCACGGUUUCAACUGGACCAGUAUCCAAGGUGUGCUGUCCAGCGUGUCUGUGGACGUCCAGCUGGAGGAGGACGUGGUGGUGUACAGCUCUCCCUACCUGGAGAAGAUGAACGAGGUGCUGUCCAGACACAGCGUCAGGACGAUGCAGAACUACCUCACCUGGCAGAUCAUCUUCGACAGAGUGAACAGCCUGAGCCGACGCUUCAAGGAGGCCCGAGCUCGCUACAGAAAGACUCUGUAUGCCACUGUGGAGGAUGCUUGGUGGCGGGAGUGUGUGCGUUACGUCCAGAGCAGCAUGGAGAACGCGGUGGGGAGCUUUGUACGUACGAGAGACCUUGCAGGAGAAAGCAAACGGAUGGUCAGCGACCUCAUCAGUAAGAUCCAGACGGCGUUCGUGGAAACACUGGAGGAGCUGAGCUGGAUGGACGCGCCCUCCAAGGAGAAGGCCAGAGAAAAGGCGAUGGCCAUCAAGGAGCACAUCGGCUAUCCAGAUCACAUUUUACAAGAAAGCAACCAGAAGCUCGACCAGGAGUACGCUCAUUUAAAUUUCAGCGAGGAACACUACUUCGAGAACAUCCUGGAGAACCUCCGGUCCGAAGCUCACAAGGGUCUGAAGAAGCUGAGAGAGCCUGUCGAUCCUGACUUGUGGAUCAUCGGCGCCGCUGUGGUGAAUGCUUUCUACUCACACAACAGGAACCAGAUAGUGUUUCCUGCAGGAAUCCUGCAGCCGCCGUUCUUCAGCAAACACCAGCACCAGGCCCUCAACUUCGGAGGAAUAGGAAUGGUCAUCGGACACGAGAUCACACACGGGUUCGACGACAACGGGCGUAAUUUUGACAAGGACGGUAACAUGCUGAACUGGUGGAGCAAUUACUCCGCGGAGCACUUUAAAGACCAGUCGCAGUGCAUGGUGCAACAAUACGGCAACUUCAACUGGGAGCUCGCAGGUGGACAGAAUGUCAGUGGAAUCAGCACUUUGGGGGAGAACAUCGCAGACAAUGGGGGCGUUCGCCAAGCAUAUAAGGCUUAUCUGAAGUGGGUGGAGAUGGAGGGCGAGGAGGCUCGGCUGCCCGGUCUAGACAUGGAUCACACGCUUUUCUUUCUAAACUUUGCCCAAGUGUGGUGCGGUGCUUAUCGGCCUGAGUUUGCCAGCCAGUCCAUCAAGACCGACUCACACAGUCCAUUAGAGUACAGGGUGCUCGGAUCGCUGCAGAACUUCGAAGCGUUCUCCGAAGCGUUUCAGUGCCCGAAAGGCAGCCGGAUGAACCCUGAGCAGAAGUGUCGUGUCUGGUAAAAACUCCUGACAUGAUCGUUUUGUGAUUUAAGCGAGUGAAACUGGAAGAAUAAGCUUAGUACUUUCCGAGUCCCGCAGAGACGUCCCGCUCAUGAGCUUCUCCUCUGUAUUUGACGCAGGGAAAUGACACAGACAUUGAAAUAUUUACUGAUGUAGAUGAUAUCCUGGUUCAGACUUUAGAGAAUAUUUACCAUUACAAAAAAAUAACUUGGCGAGGUCUCCUCUCGGGCUUGAGGGUUGUCUCUGUGUGAGAAGGUCAUUUGUUCAUUUUUCUGCGGUCUCACAGCGGAUGAUGAGAGGGUACGCAGACGAAAAGGCUGCGGAGGAAACAUAAGACUUUCUGAAAAGGUUAAAGCGUACAUGGCUGGCUCGAACUGCUUCGCCAGCCUUCGUUGAACUAAUUCUUUUAAAAAACAAUGUUUGUGAUCUAUCUUUGUGAUUCCGCCGUUAACAUCCGAGUUGCCUCGGUGUCCGUCGUCUCAUAUCGUGCUUUCGAGACUUUGUGCCACUUGGUAGGAAGUGACAGUGAAGCAGUCUGACUCUGAGCGGAGCUCUGGGAAUAAAUGAAAGCUCGGGGCUCUGCUGAAGCGAAGCUACAAUAGAAUUAGUCACACUCGGGGAGCGCGGUCAUUCACUGUUACCUGAAAGCAAAUUACCUAAAGACUCUAAGACUGUUAAAUCUGCGCAGCUUUAACCUUAAAUUAACAUUCAGGAGGAGCUGCUGCAUUCAGCGUUUUUACACUCACAGAGUGGAGAAACCUUUCGAAACUGGCAAAUGCUGUUUCUUCGUUUUUCUGUUUUAUUUUUUCCAAGUUUCUUUUCCAUGUUCUGCAUAUGAUUGUUCCUGAAAACCCUGACGGCUCGCUGUCAGAGAUGUUUUUCCUGCACCUCUGAUCGAUAUUUGUGGCCCGAUACGUCUCGGCUUGUGAGAAAAACCUGACACUUGUAGGAAAUGAAGUGACGGGAUGUUUACUGCAGUUUCUCUCAACUUUCACUGCAAUCAAUGUCUGUCGCUCUGCUUCCACACAAAUCAGCCUUCACUCGACAAGUUCGCCAAAUCUGUACCGAGGAAGAGAGCGCCCAGUAUGGGAAAUCUGUCACCAACCGCUUUAGUUAAAAAAAAAAAAAAAAAAAAAAGAUAACUUCUUGUAAAA